AUGACGACCCGUCACUCACUCGACAAAAAGCAGAAUGGAGAUCCAUCAACACCCUUCGAUGAGAUCGAAGAAGUGCUCAAGACACCCCCUCAAGCACGCGACUACUCGGGCGCCCACGAGAAAACCGAUCCUCGCGAGAUCGCCCUCGUUCGCAAGUUGGACAAAUGGAUCAUGCCCAUCCUGUGGCUGAUGUACUGGCUCAACUACCUGGACCGUAAUGCCAUCGCCCUCGCUCGUCUCAACACCAUCGAGAAAGACCUCAACCUCACCGGUUCACAGUACCAAACCUGCGUAUCGAUCCUCUUUGCUGGUUAUGUCAUCGUCGGCAUCCCAGCCAAUAUGGUCGUCACGCGUGUGAGACCGAGUAUCUGGAUGGCAUCGUGCAUGACAGUUUGGGCAAUCAUUAGUGGUCUGACUGCCUUGAGUCGGAACUACACUGGCUUACUCCUCACGCGUUUCUUCCUGGGAAUCACUGAGGCGCCGUAUUAUCCUGGUGCGUUGUAUAUUCUUGCGAGAUUCUAUACACGAAAGGAACUUGCGACACGUAUUUCCAUUCUGUAUACUGGAAACAUUCUUGCUACCGCUUUUGCUGGCUUGAUUGCCUUGGGGAUCUUUGAGAUGGACGGAAUGCUCUUCAUAAUCCAAGGCGCCGUAACUCUCGUCAUCGCAAUAGUAGGCUUCUUCAUCCUACCCGACGAGCCUCUCACAACACACUGGCUCACCCCCGAGGAACAAGCCCUAGCGCACGAGCGAACACAGCGUGACACAGUGGGCAAUUCAGGCGAAACAACAAGUUGGUCAGGAAUUCGCGAAGCUGCCAAAGACCCCAAGGUAUGGCUAUUUGUCGUCAUGCAGCAUUGCCAUCUUGGAGCCAACGGGUUCAAGAACUUUUUCCCCACUGCUGUCAAGACACUGGGGUUCAAUCAGGAGAUAACCCUUGUUUUGACUUGUCCUCCUUAUCUUAUUGCUGGUGUGAUUUCGAUUGCCUGGUCCUGGUCGUCUGGCAGAUUUAAUGAGCGGACAUGGCACAUCACCAUCGCAAAAGCCGUUGCGGUAUUUGGCUUCACUCUUGGAUGCGCCACACUCAACACAGGCGCUCGAUAUUUUGCCAUGUGUGUCUUCUCUAUCGGUACCUACGCCGUCAACAGCAUUAUCCUAGGCUGGGUCUCUGCAACUUGUUCACAGACGAAAGAGAAGAAAGCGUGCUCCCUUGCCAUCGUCAACUGUAUCGCCGUCGCAUCAUUCAUCUGGACCCCCUAUAUGUGGCCUUCUUCAGAUGAGCCGCGAUACACCAUGGCCAUGUCUUCAAGUGCUGCGUUGAGUGUGGCGACCGCGAUUGGUGCGUGGGGAAUGAGAUUCUGGCUUGUGAGAGAGAAUAAGAAGAUUAGGCAGUCUGAGAAUGAGGGGACGCUCUAUUAUGCUUACUGA
This is a messenger RNA of Fusarium sp. VM40, 1428 nucleotides long. The record is from the annotation of a GenBank genome assembly. Lineage: Eukaryota; Fungi; Ascomycota; Sordariomycetes; Hypocreales; Nectriaceae.